Musa acuminata AAA Group (dessert banana) is the source of this 3035-nucleotide messenger RNA. Its product is annotated as protein-tyrosine-phosphatase MKP1. Gene Ontology annotation, molecular function: actin filament binding; protein tyrosine/serine/threonine phosphatase activity. The record is from RefSeq and is a predicted model, not a curated record. Lineage: Eukaryota; Viridiplantae; Streptophyta; Magnoliopsida; Zingiberales; Musaceae. The coding region runs from base 334 to 2463 and encodes 709 amino acids. Gene Ontology annotation, biological process: protein dephosphorylation. The transcript is spliced from 3 exons.
CCGAAGACGGCUUUCCCCCUGUUGCUUCCUUCCGCCGUACCAACCCGUCCCUUUCCUCCGUCUCCCUCUUCUUCUUCACCUUCCCUUAUGCUGAACAACGCACGAUAACAAUAAUAUGAAUCCAUCGAACCUUUCUUCUUCCCCUUCGUUUGCUGUUGUUUAUGCUUGUAUUUGGGGACAGCACAGACAGCUGCCAAUUUUUACUCCAUUGUUGAAUCCUUCUUCUUCUUCUCUCUCUCUCUCUUGUACUCUGUCUCUCUGAUCUUAGUUAACGAUGGCUUUCUUCCUGCCCCACUUGAGAUAGGACGACCAAGAAGAGGUAAAUCAUACAAAAUGGACGGCGAGGAUCAUCCCUCCUCCUCCGGUACGCCGCGCAAGUUCCUCCUCCGGUCCGCCACUUGGACGGCCCGCUCAAAUUCCAAUUCCAACCCUAACCCUAACCCUAACCCUAAUCCAAAUUCUAAUCGGCCCCCCAAACCUGGCCGCCUCGCCCUCCCCCCUCCCCCGCCCCUCGCCGCCUGGCCCCGCCCCGCCUCUGACGACUCCGGCCACUGGCCCGCCACGCCCUCCACCGCCGCUGCCCCGGCCGCGGACGAUGGCGACGGCGACAUCUCCCGCGUGGACGACCACGUCUACCUGGGCGGCGACGCGGCGGCCCGCGAUCGCGCUGCUCUUCGUCGCAACGGCAUUACCCACGUGCUCAACUGCGCCGGCGGCGCCUGCCCCGACCACUUCCGCGGCGAGCUGGCAUACCGAACCCUGUGGCUCCGCGACUCCCCCGCCGAGGACCUCGCCUCCGUCCUCUACGACGCCUUCGACUUCCUCGAGCGCGCCCGCGUCGCCCCACGCGGCCGCGCGCUCGUCCACUGCCGUCGCGGCGCCUCCCGCUCCGCUGCCCUCGUCGUCGCCUACAUCAUGUGGCGCCGGGCGCUCCCUUUCGACGACGCCCUCCGCACCGUCCGCGCUGUGCGCCCCUCGGUGGAUCCCAACCUCGGCUUCGCCGCCCAACUCCUCCGCUGUCAGCGCCGUGUCCACGCCCUCCCUCCGACACCCGGCUCGGCAGCCCUCCGCGCGUAUCGCUUGGCCCCCCAGUCACCUUACGACCCCCUCUACCUCGUCCCUAAAUCCGUCGACCUCAGCGCCACCUCCGGCACGGGAUUCCUCGAUUCUCGGGGCGCGUUCGUUGUCCAUGUGCCCACCGCCAUCUACGUCUGGCUCGGCCGCGACAGCUGUCCCGCCAUGGCUGCCGCUGCCGCAACUGCCGCGCUCCAGGUCGUUCGCUACGAGCGCGCCGAGGGCCCUAUCACCACCGUCCACGAGGGUUCCGAGCCUGCAGUCUUCUGGGCCGCCCUCACCGACGAGCCCCCAUCCCCCGCCCCAGAAGGGCUUCUUGGGAACAGGACAGUGGAGCUAUAUGAUCUCGACUACGACAUCUUCCGCAGAGCCGCAGCGAGAGCCAGAGUGGCGCCGCCUCUCCCACUGCCGUGGGCAGGUGCCGGGAGAAGGCCCCCGGUGAAGGAGAAUGGUUGGGGUCGCCUGAGGCGCAAGUUUGCAGAGAAGGGCUGGAAGGAGAUCAUAAAGGCGGUGGUGGAGACCAGGAGUUUUAACAACGACGAACCGCAUGCAACGGAUACAAUUCGGUCCCCCGGGUCAUUCUCGGUCGAAUCAAGCGCCACACCAUCAUCCUCGUCGACGGACUCUGCUUCGAUUCUGUCCACCUUCUCGCCAAACUCGUCAUCGUCCUCAGAUUGGUACAAUUUAUCACCACCAAGGUCAGAAUUGCAUAGGAUGCCACAAACUGAGCUGAAUUCAGAGUUGCAACCUAUGGAUUCUGGAAACGUGAAGGGAAAGGAUUUGAGAUCAUUAGCUGAACGUAGGAGUAGCGAUGCUCCUUCUUUGGUUCUAUUACCAUCAGUUGGUGAUGCCGAUGAAAGAGCCUCUCCAACAGAUUUUGUAAGGGACUGGUGUCCAUCUCCUCCUUUUAUUUCUGAAGUGGAAGACGAUCAAGAAACUUUUGAUCUAGAGCGACGACUCUCAUUGGGUGCUUCUGAUCAGGGUGACGCUGCAGAAGAUGAAGCUUCUUGUGCCGAUGACCAUAACCAAGCAAUUCACCCUGUUCUUUUCCGGUGGCCAGAUAUGGAGAAAGUGGAAGAUGUUCAUCCUGGACUCCUUGACACCGAAUCAGUGUUCUUGUUGUUGGCAUCGGAAUCAAAAUCAGGUUCAAGAAAGCCAAGGACAAAAAAAAUCUAUGUGUGGCUAGGAAGAAAUAGUGGGAAGGAUAUUAGCGGAGUCAAGGAAGAACAUGAGCUUAUGUAUUUGGAUAGGGUUAGCACAGAAUUCUUCAAUCACAUGGGUAUUCCGGUGGACACUCCUGUACAGAUAAUUAGAGAGGGCCAGGAGCCAGAGCAAUUCCUGAAUCACCUCUUCUCAUUCCACCAAGCUACAGAACGCCAUCCGAGCUGAAGACACUCAGAACAAGGAACGAUGUGACGUUCCUUUGGACCACGGCCUAUGCUCAAGCCCUGUUGGAGGACAUGUACAGUGUUAUGUGCUCACCCAAUGUCACACUAAGUACAUGGGCAUAAGAUCCUCAGCCGUCACCCAAGGUGUGAAUGGAGCUGGACAGUAACAAGGCACAAAACCUUCAAGUAAAAGAUCGGUCUCCUGUUUUUUACUUGAGAAUAUAAUCAUGGUGGCAGGUUAUUUCAAGAGAUUUUACAUUGGACAGAAGAAGCUUGCCAAACUACAGUGAUCCUUUGCUGUAACUCUACCGCUGCGCUCGUCACUCAUCCAAGCAUGUCAGGUGUUUGAUGAGUGAUAACAACAUCACACGCCUUUUCCUGAAAGCUUAAUGGUCACCUAUCACGCGUCUUUCCAAGAUUUUGGAAGGACGGAAUGUGUGGGACAGCAAACUAGAUCACAAAAUAGAAAAGAGUAAUCAAAUAAACGAGAAGAGACUUGAAUCGUUCUGUUGGUGAUGGUUAUCCAUGAAUCCUCCACAUUGCUUAUGUGGAAGAGGUCCUAUCUAAAGAAGG